Messenger RNA from Marasmius oreades (fairy-ring Marasmius), 1599 nucleotides. RefSeq lists its product as uncharacterized. Gene Ontology annotation, molecular function: oxidoreductase activity; FAD binding. The transcript has 5 exons. The record is from RefSeq and is a predicted model, not a curated record. The coding region runs from base 80 to 1522 and encodes 480 amino acids. Lineage: Eukaryota; Fungi; Basidiomycota; Agaricomycetes; Agaricales; Marasmiaceae.
AUCGAAUCUCAGUACUAACCAUAAACAAAAGUUGACCGGUAAUCGUUUCGCUCGCAAUACGUAUCUGCUGCUAACAAGAAUGCCCUCUGCUGCGCCUUUCAUGGCCCUCCUCGUGAAAACCGUGCUUUUGUUCGCCUUCAUACCGUUUGUUGUGUCGUCGUCUUCAACCCAAUGCCGUAUCUUACCUACAGACGACCUUUGGCCAGCAAAACAAGAAUGGGACUCGUUUAAUCGUUCUAUAGACGGUCGCCUCAUUCAGACAAUCCCGAUUGGAACACCUUGCCAUGACCCUGACUUUAACCAGGAGAAAUGUAAUAUAGUCCGGGCUAGCUGGACUACGCCUGAUUUCCAUCAGACAAAUCCAUCCUCGGUCAUGGACCCAUUGUUUCUGAACGACAGCUGCAGUCCUUUCACUCCUCGGGAGUCUCCAUGUGAAAUCGGUGCAUACGUCCAAUACGCAGUCAAUGUCUCCCUGCCCGAACAUGUCAUAAAGACUGUCCAAUUCGUCAAGCAGCACAAUGUCCGUUUUGUAGUCAAAAAUACAGGACAUGACUACAUGGGAAGAUCCACAGGAACAGGCGCAGUCUCCGUGUGGAUGCACAACCUCCAGAACAUCAUAUGGUUUCCCAAUUUCAAGUCCUCUACCUAUUCUGGGCCAGCCGUCAAGGCAUACGCAGGAGUUCGCGGCAUUGAUUUAGCAACAUUUGUGGAUAAAAGAGGUCACACUGUCGUGAGCGGUGAAUGUCCGACCGUUGGCUUUACAGGAGGGUAUAUACAAGGUGCCGGACAUUCCGCCCUCACGAACCUCUAUGGACUGGCUGCCGAUCAAGCACUCGAAUUCGAGGUAAUCACAACACAAGGACAAUACCUCAUUGCCUCAGCAACUCAGAACAAAGACCUUUUCUGGGCUUUGAGCGGCGGUGGAGGAGGAACCUAUGCUAUUGUGUGGUCUGUCACAGUAAAAGCUCAUCCAGACACCUCUGUUUCUGCCGGUUUCCUCAAUUUCACUUCGACCGGUAUAUCCCCCAACGUGUACUGGGAAGCCAUUCACGCAUAUCAAGCUCUCAUUCCCGGUCUCACCGAUUCCAAACUCUGGGCGAUAGCUACCUACUCGACUACAUUUUUCAACAUCAAUCCUAUCUUCGCUCCCAACAAGAAUAUCAGUGAGGUCACGACAUUUUUUCAACCUCUUGUACAUUCUCUGCAAAACCUGGGUAUCAACUACACUUUCUCCAUCGCCUCGUAUCCCAGCUACCUCGAAGCAUACAAAGCUAUGGAUGCCUGGCAAAAUAUCCCGGUUGCCAUCAAUGUCAUGGGCGGCCGAUUGAUUCCUAGAGCCGUUUGGAAUGACAACAGCACGUUCAGUGCUUGGAAGGAUGUUGUCCGCAACCUCAUCGAGUCUACUGGUGACCUCGCUGCAGAAAUUGCUAUGAGACCAACCUUGCAGAUCUCCGGUCAUCCAGAAAACGCUGUCCUUCCUGCGUGGAGGGAAGCACAAACCAUGUUUUUGCCGACAAUGUGAGUGAUGCCUUGGUUCUAUCGUUGUGCCGGUGGUUUCAAGGACUUCCAAUCCAAGAGGUUUUGAUGUCGCUACACCUU